This is a messenger RNA of Huiozyma naganishii CBS 8797, 1335 nucleotides long. It is a transcript of the gene SLY41, whose product is annotated as Sly41p. The transcript has a single exon. Gene Ontology annotation, cellular component: Golgi apparatus; endoplasmic reticulum. The record is from RefSeq and is a predicted model, not a curated record. Gene Ontology annotation, molecular function: antiporter activity; phosphoenolpyruvate transmembrane transporter activity. The coding region runs from base 1 to 1335 and encodes 444 amino acids. NCBI's taxonomy places the organism in Eukaryota, Fungi, Ascomycota, Saccharomycetes, Saccharomycetales, Saccharomycetaceae. Gene Ontology annotation, biological process: phosphoenolpyruvate transmembrane import into Golgi lumen.
AUGAGUGAAGUUGAAUAUCUAUCCGCUUCUUCGAAAAGAAGUACGAGAUUACGACUCUCGCAGCAUAAAAUAGUGUUCGACCCUCAUUCAAAUGUGGAGGCAGCAUUAGAGGAAAAGGGUCCCUCUGCGAGAGUUGCAGCUAGACAUGGUGAUUGUGUUCAGAGGCCGUACAUUUUGGCAUUGGUUAGAGACUUCUCUCGAUUCCGUAAAGUGUAUCUUUUCAGGAUAGACCAUAAGGUUAUUGGCUUAUGUCUGUGCUGGUACCUGGCAUCGUCCAUUUCAAGCAAUGUAUCCAAGGUAAUUCUGAAACAGUUUAAACAUCCAGUGGCAUUGACCGAAAUUCAAUUCCUAUUGAGCGCUGCUCUAUGCCUCUCCUUUGUCUCGCUAGUUAACUUGGUUCAGGAUCCUAAAUACCGGCAAUCAUUUAUUUCUCAAUCAAUGGGCAACUUCCCAAAGGGUAUGUUACCCAACUACCUUGACGGCGACUUCAAGCACUCAAUUAUGGGAAAAUUCUUGAGUCCCUCGACCCUUUUGCUAACGACGACGUUUCCGCUGGGUAUUUUCCAGUUUUUGGGACACCUCAUGACACACAAAGCCACAGCAUUGAUCCCAAUAAGUUUAGUGCACUCUGUAAAGGCUGUUUCACCCAUUGCAACAGUACUGUAUUACAGAUUCGUUACAAAGAAAAAUUUCAAUAAAAUGACAUAUUAUACCUUACUGUUACUCAUUAGUGGUGUUACUUUAACUUGCUGGGCCACUAGCACCCAAAACAAAACGAAAACAGUAUCGGAACCCAGCGCAAGCAUAUUCUUUGGACUAUUUUUUGCAUUUAUGUCUAUGGCGAUUUUUGUCACGCAGAAUAUAUUUGCUAAGGGUAUGUUGACAGUCUCAGAGGAUAAGAAUGGCAUACUGUCCGGUCCCAACACGAGUAAAGUUGCUCAAACAGUGGGGGGACGGAUAUUUUCUCCUGUUCAACUUGACAAAAUCACAAUUCUCUUUUAUUGCUCCUGCAUUGGGUUUUUACUCACUUUAUUCCCAUUCUUAACCAACGAACUAUAUCACGGAACGAAAGUAAUUAACGAUUUAACCUGGAGGGUUAUAGGUCUCAUUCUAUUCCACAGUGUGAUGCAUUUUGUGCAGGCGAUGCUGGCAUUCCAAUUGAUCGGUACGCUAUCAUCGUUGAAUUAUUCAGUGGCUAAUAUUAUCAAGAGGAUAGUCACAAUAGUUGUCGCUGUAGUAUGGGAAUCUAAGGUGAAUUGUUUACAGUUCCUUGGUCUUCUGAUGACACUAACAGGUUUAUACGGCUAUGACAAAUGGGGGAAGUCUCGGAAAUAG